Gigantopelta aegis is the source of this 2701-nucleotide messenger RNA. Its product is annotated as amiloride-sensitive sodium channel subunit gamma-like. The coding region runs from base 455 to 2092 and encodes 545 amino acids. The transcript is spliced from 13 exons. Gene Ontology annotation, biological process: sodium ion transmembrane transport. NCBI's taxonomy places the organism in Eukaryota, Metazoa, Mollusca, Gastropoda, Neomphalida, Peltospiridae. Gene Ontology annotation, molecular function: ligand-gated sodium channel activity. The record is from RefSeq and is a predicted model, not a curated record. Gene Ontology annotation, cellular component: membrane.
UCCCACCGGUUCCAUUCCAUUAGCACAUUACCAACAUCCCUUCUACAGCCAGAGCUUGGCAGUUGUCCACAUGCAGUGUCCCAUCAUUGGUAGACGCGCAAUGUAAUUAUGUAACCUCGCUAUGUUAACUGAAUAUAUAAAAUAGUACAUAUAAUUCAUCUUGAUACGAUAUUCUUGGACAACGUGAUACGAUAUUCUUGGACAACUUGAUGAAAUUAUAUACGUUUGGACAAUUUGGUAAAACUUAAUAUUCUUGGACAUUUGGUAAAACAUAUUCUUGGACUACUUGAUGCAACAGUUGAAGAAAUAUUCCUGGAGAAAGUGAAAUAGUCUUGGUCAAACUGAUGAAAUAUUCCUCAACCAUCAUGUAAAAACACCCCAAAAAAGACAUAUUGUGAAAUAAACUGUUGUUGUUUGAAGACUUUUGAAUAUUUAUUUCUGAAUUAACGUGUGUAUGAAAGCAGACGACAUGAAGUUGACGAAGAGUUGUUUCGCGUGUGACCUGUCCAAGUCGGACUCGUUCAGGGACCGGGGCAUGGAGUUCGCCGAGAACACCGGCAUGAACGGGCUGCCGAACGCUGUUCGUGCCAGAAACAUCUUCAGGCGAUCGUUCUGGAUCGCCAUCGUCAUCGCGGGAUGGGGAAUGACGGUGUGGCAGGUGUCGGAGCUGGUUACCAAGUACUACAGCUACCCCGUCAACACCGACCUCACCCUCAUCUACAACUACAGCAUGCAGUUCCCCGCCGUCAGUUUCUGCAACAUCAACCCCAUCAGGCUAUCCUCGGUGUACCUCGACCAAAAUAUCAGUUCCUUGCUGAAGGUUGGAUUCACGACAGCGGACACCAGCCCUCCCUCUUCGUCACAGCCAGCGAACGUGACCACGUGGGAUGACAAGAUCGGCGCAGGUUACUACAUGGAGAAGAACGAGAUGGUGUCCACCGAACAGAACUUUCUGUCGUACUUCGCCGCGGCAGAUGCCUCUGUCAGAGAACGCAUGGGCCAUAACAUAACGUGGAUGCUUCUUGACUGUACAUUCGGAGAUUUUCGUUGUUCUCCGGGAAACUUCACUUAUUUUUCUAACGCCAAACACGGAAACUGCUACACAUUUAAUGCCGGCAAGCAGACUGAAAUAAGAACGACGAAGAAAACCGGACCAACAUAUGGUCUAACCCUGGAGCUGUACAUUGAACACGGUGAAUAUAUAGCCGACCUAUCGCCUGAUGCUGGUAUCAAACUGGUCAUUCACAACCAGAGUUACAUGCCCUUCCCGGAAGAUGACGGUUUUGUGGUGGCUCCAGGCACGAAGACAGCGAUAGGGUUAACUUUGGUGGACUUGAAACGAGCGCAGCCGCCAUACGGGAACUGCCAGGUGUACACAUCCGCGACUAACCACCUCGUCAACAUGUGGGCAGACGAACCAGGCCUAGAUAUUGGAUACUCUGACAGGGCCUGCUUCAAAACGUGCUUUCAGAACAACGUGAUCAGCCGGUGUGGCUGUUGUUACGCCUACUACCCGUGCAGCGCCCAGGACUCACUCAAAGACAGCAUCAACAGCAUUGGUGGGGUAGUGGCGCCCUGCAACGAGUCCAACACCAACACAAGCCAGUGCAUAGAACGUGUGACACUACUUUACACCAACAACGACCUGGGAUGUUCAGAAAUUUGCAAAACAAGCUGCGAUGAGGUUGUCUACAAUGCCGAGAUCUCCUCAUCUCUGUGGCCCUCUAACCCGUUUAUGGACUCUGUAUACGACAAGAUAUCUAAGAAGGACUGGGGCUUGUGGCAAGCAUUUAAAGGAUAUACUAAUGCAGCGAAAAAACAAUUCGUGAGGGAGAACGUCCUGAAAGUGGAAGUGUACUACAAAAAACUAAACUUUGAAACCAUUGCUCAACAGCCGUCAUAUGUGUUGUCCAACCUGCUGGCGGAUAUCGGCGGUCAGCUGGGAUUGUACCUCGGUCUCUCUGUCGUCACGCUGUUCGAGUUCAUCGAGCUGUUCGGUGACGUCGUCACCAUAUUCAUGCUCAAAGUCAGGCGUGGCUCGGAGAAAACUCACAAAAUCGCCACUACAAUCGAUAAGGAGUCCACGUUUUGACCUGUGAGAAAAGCGCAUAGCAAAAUAAAUAACAACCCAGAAUUGGCUUUUCUUUUUAACCAGUUUCCAGUACGCAGCACCGGAAAUGACGCAUCGUAAGGACUGACCAUGUGUAUAUGUACAUCGCAAGCUAUUCUCUUCAAUGGAUGAAGAGUUUCAAAGGAGAAAACAACAACCAACUAGAUUAGAAUAACCAUUGUCCGCUAGAAACGUUGUACUUAAUUACAAGUCACAAUGUUUAUAAUUUUAGAAAACAUAUUGUUAUAAAAAUUAUGAUUAAAAUUGUAAUAAUUAUGUUAAAUUUUUUUAAUCUGAUCAUAACUCUUUAUCAUAAUUUAAAAUUACGAUUAUAUGUAUUAAAAUCAUGAAUAGAUGUACUAAUGUUUGGUUUCCUUGACACAUUUGCCGUUUUACCUUUUUAAUUAGUUUUUUUCCCCUGUGUUAAUAUAUUUAAAAUAAAUGAGUUCAAUGAAUGUCAUAGUGUGUGAACCAGAUUUUGGACAAUAUUCGGAUGUUGUAUGUUCUGAAAGUUCAUGUUGAUAUCGUGGGGAUGAUUGGUCAUUUAGAACACGCGAACUGACCAAUGUCAUAUUUUUUGUUGUUUCCACA